This is a messenger RNA of Xyrauchen texanus (razorback sucker), 3672 nucleotides long. Its product is annotated as 1-phosphatidylinositol 4,5-bisphosphate phosphodiesterase beta-1. Gene Ontology annotation, molecular function: calcium ion binding; phosphatidylinositol-4,5-bisphosphate phospholipase C activity; calmodulin binding. The transcript is spliced from 32 exons. The record is from RefSeq and is a predicted model, not a curated record. Gene Ontology annotation, biological process: lipid catabolic process; memory; phosphatidylinositol-mediated signaling. NCBI's taxonomy places the organism in Eukaryota, Metazoa, Chordata, Actinopteri, Cypriniformes, Catostomidae. Gene Ontology annotation, cellular component: nuclear speck; cytoplasm. Bases 25 to 3672 code for a protein of 1215 amino acids.
CUGUGCUGUAGAUGUUGAAGCUGAAUGGCUGGUGCUCAGCCUGGCGUCCACGCGCUUCAACUCAAGCCGGUGUGCGUUUCGGAGACCCUGAAGCGAGGCAGUAGAUUUAUGAAAUGGGAUGAGGAUUCUUCUACUGUGACCCCAGUGACGUUACGUGUCGAUCCACAGGGCUACUUCUUGUACUGGACAGAUCAGAAUAAGGAAACCGACCUAUUGGAUAUCACCUACAUCAAGGAUGCAAGAACAGGGAAGUGCACCAAAACUCCAAAGGAAGCCAAGCUCAGAGAGCUGCUGGAUGUGGGGAAUCUUGUGGGGCGGAUCGAGAACCGGAUGUUGACGGUUGUGACGGGACCCGACAUGGUCAACAUCCAAUACCUGAACUUCAUGGCCUUCCAGGAGGACGUCACCAAGGAGUGGGCAGAAGAGCUAUUUAGUCUGGCGUCCAACCUACUCGCUCAAAACAUGGGCAGAGAAACGUGUCUGGAAAAAGUUUACACGAGACUCAAGCUGCAGCCCAAUCAAGAGGGGCGAAUCCCUGUGAAAAACAUAUUCCGUAUGUUUUCGGCUGACCGUAAGCGUGUGGAGACGGCGCUGGAGAGCUGUAAUCUUCCAUCUGGCCGGAAUGACUCAAUCCCGCUGGAGGAUUUAACUCAUGAAGUUUACAAAUCAUUCAUCAAUAACCUCUGCCCACGAUCUGAGAUCAACCAAAUCUUCGCCGAUCUUGGUGCGAAGAGCAGAAACUAUCUCACCAUGGAUCAAAUGACCGACUUUAUAAACAACAAACAGCGAGACCCUCGACUCAAUGAGAUCUUGUACCCUCCACUGAAGCCCGACCAAACCCAACUGCUCAUGGAUAAAUUUGAGCCCAACCCAGGAAUGAUCCAGAAAGGGCAGAUCUCCGUGGAGGCUUUCGGCAGGUACCUGAUAAGUGAAGAAAACAGUGUGAUUCCUCCAGAGAAACUGGACCAGAGUGAAGACAUGACCUUCCCCCUGUCUCAUUACUUCAUCAACUCCUCGCACAACACAUACCUCACAGCGGGUCAGCUCGCAGGUAGCUCCUCUGUUGAGAUGUAUCGACAGACACUGUUGUCUGGCUGUCGCUGUGUGGAGCUCGACUGCUGGAAGGGUCGUACAGCAGAGGAGGAACCCGUCAUCACUCACGGCUUCACCAUGACUUCUGAGAUCUCCUUCAAGGAAGUGAUUGAAGCCAUUGCGGAGUGCGCUUUUAAAACAUCUCCUUUUCCCGUCAUCCUGUCCUUCGAGAAUCAUGUGGACUCUCCCAAACAACAAGCCAAGAUGGCAGAAUAUUGCAGAUCGAUAUUUGGGGAUGCGCUUUUAACGGAGCCGCUUGAGAAAUAUCCUCUGGAGUCUGGUGUUCCUCUGCCGAGUCCGCAAGAUCUCAUGGGAAAAAUACUCAUUAAAAACAAAAAGUCCCACCCCAAACCGUCAGACGGCAGUACGAAGAAAAAACUGUCUGAGCAAGCGUCCAACAGCGACUCGUCCAGCGUAUUUGAACCAUCCUCACCCAGUGCUGGACCUUCAGUGUCUGCAGAGGUUGAGGCUGAUGAAGACGAUGAUGAAGACGACGACGAUGAUGAUUGUAAGAAGUCCAUGGACGAGGAUACAACAGGAGCUGAAGCUUUUGCCACUGAAGAAAUGUCCACGCUAGUCAAUUACAUCCAACCUACCAAAUUUCACUCCUUUGAGGUUUCCAAAAAAACCAAACGCAGUUAUCAGAUGUCAUCGUUUGUGGAGACGAAAGCCCUGGAGCAGCUCACAAAGACACCCGUGGAGUUUGUCGAAUACAACAAGUUUCAGCUCAGCAGAAUUUAUCCUAAAGGAACCCGAGUCGAUUCCUCCAACUACAUGCCUCAAGUGUUCUGGAACGCCGGCUGUCAUCUCGUAGCACUCAAUUUCCAGACAAUUGAUCUGUCCAUGCAGUUAAACCUCGGCAUGUACGAGUACAACGGGAAAAGCGGCUACAGACUCAAACCUGAGUUCAUGAGACGACCGGACAAACACUUUGACCCCUUCACAGAAAGCACAGUGGAUGGAAUCGUAGCUAAUACUUUAUCAGUAAAGAUCAUAUCAGGACAGUUUCUGACAGAUAAGAAGGUGGGAGUUUAUGUGGAGAUUGACAUGUUUGGACUUCCAGUUGACACGAGACGAAAAGCUUUUAAGACAAAAACAUCCCAAGGCAACGCCAUCAACCCUGUGUGGGAUGAGGAACCCAUCGUCUUUAAAAAAGUUGUUCUGCCCACUCUUGCGUCCCUGAGAAUAGCUGUGUUUGAAGAGGGCGGGAAGUUUAUUGGUCAUCGGAUAAUUCCCGUGUCAGCCAUCCGACCAGGUUUCCGUUACAUUGGUUUGAGGAACGAGAAGAAUCAAGCGCUGACUCUUCCUGCUAUAUUUGUGUAUAUUGAGGUGAAGGACUAUGUACCUGAUACAUUUGCCGAUGUGAUUGAAGCGCUCUCCAACCCUAUCAGAUACGUGAACUUGAUGGAGCAGAGAUCCAAACAGCUCGCCGCUCUCACACUAGAGGAAGGAGAAGAAGAGAAAGACACCAACGAGGCAGAACAGGGUGUUGAAAACCCCUCAGAGGUGAAAAGUGAACCCACACCCGCGCCGGUAGAGAACGGACUGAGUCACGCGCCCAGCGCGACUCCUAAACCCACCUCGCAGGUCAGCACACAGCCACAGUCCACAGGCUCAGCAAAACCAGCCACAAAGACUGAAGAUCUUAUCCAGAGCGUCCUCACCGAGAUGGAAGCUCAAACGGUCGAGGAACUCAAGCAGCAGAAGAUGUUUGUACGAGAACAGAGGAGACACUAUAAAGAGAUGAAGGACCUAGUGAAGAAACAUCACAAGAAGACCACUGAAAUGAUCAAAGAGCACACGGCCAAAUACAACGAGUUCCAGCACGACCACCUCCGCAAACGAUCCGUCCUGCUGAAAUCUGCCAAACGAGACGGUAAGAGGAGGUGUUUGUCAUCCAGUCCAGAGCACGGCCCAUCGUUCUUCGAGCAGGAACUGGCAAAUUUGGAUCAAGAGAGCGGACAGAAACUGUCAGAACUCAAAGAGCAGCAGCAACAACAGCUGCUGAACCUGCGACAGGAACAAUAUUACAGCGAGAAAUAUCUGAAGAAAGAACACAUCAAACAGGUUAUAGAGAAGUUGACAGUCAUCGCGGAGGAAAACCAGAGCAACCAAAUGAAGAAACUCAAGGAACUGUGUGAAAAAGAAAAGAAAGAGCUGAAGAAGAAAAUGGACAAGAAGAGACAGGAGAAGAUCAGUGAGGCCAAAUCAAAAGAGAAACAUUUAACCGAAGAAGAGAAACUGGAGAUCAACAGGUCGUAUGUGCAUGAGGUGGUGCAACACAUUAAGAGGUUGGAAGACGCUCAGACAAAAAGACACGAGAAGCUUGUGGAAACACAUAAGAACAUUUUGCAACAGAUACUAGAUGAAAAGCCCAAGCUUCAGAAUGAUCUGGACCAGGAGUACCAGGACAAAUUCCGGCGACUUCCGCUGGAGAUCCAGGAGUUUGUGCAGGAAAGCACCAAGAGGAAGACUGAGGAUGGUGAUCAGGAAGUUCUGCCCUCGUCCGACACACUGGAGAAACUCACGCACAAGGGCGCGCAAUCUGAAGACGACACGGAAGAAGAGAAGAAAGACUGA